This is a messenger RNA of Ochlerotatus camptorhynchus, 7435 nucleotides long. RefSeq names its product hippocampus abundant transcript 1 protein. The record is from RefSeq and is a predicted model, not a curated record. Gene Ontology annotation, cellular component: membrane. NCBI's taxonomy places the organism in Eukaryota, Metazoa, Arthropoda, Insecta, Diptera, Culicidae. The coding region runs from base 2261 to 4681 and encodes 806 amino acids. Gene Ontology annotation, molecular function: transmembrane transporter activity. Gene Ontology annotation, biological process: transmembrane transport. The transcript is spliced from 12 exons.
UGAGAAUCUGAUAUCGAAGCCAGACCGUGGGUUGGCGUUGGUUUCUAGCCAUGGUUUUCGGUUUGUUGAUUUUUUGCUGUACGUCCAUAGUGAGCAGUUUUCGGAGGACUUUGUGGGCAAGAGAGUCGUCAGUGCUGCUUUCUCUUUUCUCUUCGGUUUGGAGUAUUUUCGGGGAUGAUAUUGGAUGUGGUCGUGUCGAGCAGGAUCGUCGCAGUCCGUUGUCGCCAUCCGUCGGGGCUAAAUGUGCAUUUGUACAGUGUAGAUGUUUGGUUUUAGAGCUUUAGUGUCCUGCCAUACUGCUAAUAAUAACACUAAUAAGAGGAAGAUAGGAGCAAAAUCUAUAGAGGAGCCACUCUAGCGGAAAACAUAGUUACCAAGAACAAAAGGAGCGCUGUACAUACUCGUACUGAAGAAUUCCGUCGUUUUGUGCUAUAUUUUUUAUAACAGAAAGCUGAAAAAAUAUCUGUAGAAAUAUAUUGUUAUGCGAUUAGAUUCUGUGCAAUCGAAAAAAAAAUAGUCCUGAAAGGGCUGGUGCAAAACGCAAUUAUCGAUCUCGUUCUCGUGUCUGACAAUACAUUUUAUUAUCUCUGCCAGAUUUCUUUUGAAAAAAAGUGUUAUUGUGAUUAAUUUUAUAUGCAAACGAAAGUUAGAAGAAGUUGUUGAAAAAAAAUAGUUUGUUUUGGGAAAUCGAUAACCCUAACGGAUAGGAACGUCGCAAAGAAAAUACAUCUAGUGAUGUAGAUUGAGAUACCGUUUGAAAUAGAAUUCUCAAAAAUGUGCAAGUGAAUAUUUUAGAAACACAAAAUUUCAAGCGGAAGCCAGCUGUAACCAUGUGAAGCAUUCCCUGCUGUUAGAACAAUUCAACAAUCAUCAACGCAUCCUCUGCCGAAAUCCCGGAAGAAAUCAUGGUUGGUAAUCACCUUUACAUAACGAGUGUCUCUGCCGUGUUGGUGUGAACCGGAACGGCGAAACAGAAGAAAAUUCAAGUUGAAGGACGCUCCCUUAUAACCCACGUCGGAUUCAGAAGUGAUUGAUCGAGAAAAGGAUUCGAAGGACCUCGAAGAGAAAAGAAAAUACUCGACAGAUGUAAACAGAAAAGUGAAUACCAGUGAAACAGGAACAGUACAGUUGAAUAUUUUGCCUACAUACCAAUACAAAAAUCAAUAUUCAGUGCCUGAGAAAUAGCAGUGAAAAAGUGAGAAAUCGAAGGAAAAUAUUUACUAUAACCAGAAGAGUUAGUUUUAUCCAGAGAAGAUAUUAUAAAAUUACACACCGAAACAUCACCCAUAUCCUCACAAAAGCAAAGUGCGACAAAGAAGGAAAUCUGAAACCAUCCAUUCGGAAGCCCACAACCGUAACCAAUAGCCAACAAUUGAAACUCAAUUAGCCCACAGAAAGCACAGCAUAAAACAUUAAGAAUCUGAAACAAAAGUUAAAAUUACACAGAAUGCGAAGCAGUAGCAGUAGUUCUGAUUCAACUAUCUCAGAGCAUAAAUCCAUCAGCAUGUAUGCGCAUUAGAUGCCCUCGUCCGUUUGUUGUUCAUUGCAAAUUGAGUGUAUUGGCGCGUGAGGUUAAAUUUAGCACGCCUACAGCCGCCGCCUAAGACGACACGCAUUGUAAGAGGUUAUUGAGCAACAGUGUGGCCCUAUCAAGUCGUUUAUAAUGGAGCAGAAGCAUGGAGAUAAGAUGGUUGUAAUGUAAAUCGUGCACCGUCAUCAUCGAAGCAACGAAAGCGCACAUACACUACCGACAUAGAAGUUGUGCUCUGCUAGUUGUACAGCUUUUGAGGCAGGAUAUUUGCAUACAGAUUGCCCACUAAGGUGUGUGUUGUAUGAUGUUUGUUAUUGUGCCGAGAUCAGCUGAAUUAGAGGCCUUGCAGCGUGGAGGCGAAAGGGAGUGAAAGUGGUACCUAUCUAUUUAAACCCUGACAACCAGCGCAAUUUUUAUCGCGAAUCGCAGCACUAUUUUCUAUAUUUAGACACGUUUGUACACAGCAUAGAACAGCUUGAUUGGGAGUAGACUGCUGCUGCUGCUGUAGCUGCAGGACGACGGGGGUGAUACAUAGUGUAAGCUGCAUCUACGUGUUAAAGCUUCAGUUUGCUGCGCUUCAAUGAAUUCGAUUCAGCAGUUGCUGCUGUUGGUGCAAACGACGACGUUGGUGGGAGGUGCAGGACUAGCAUUUGGAGCAGUGUCCUUGAGAGCUACCCACGUGACUGGUGAAACUAAAGGAGGAACAGAGCGGAAGUAGACAUUGUCAGGAUGGAGCAUAUGGACCUGCCACGGGAACCGUCCAAAGAGGGGGAGGUAGUGGAGCAAAUGAAAGGAACAACCCAUCAGCGGAACCGAAGCGAAUGUGAUGAAGUGAUCUGUGAUAGAAGCAACGUUGUUACCAAUAACGAAUGUUUAGCAAUGAAUAAUAGUACAGGAGAAGAUGGUGGAGUUGGACCGGAAGUUAACGCAUGUGACAUUAGUCAACGACCGUCGUUGUACAACAAUCAAGCUCUAACCUGCAGUCGGAGCAAUGUGGCGAUAACGCCCUUGUCGAUAUCCAACGGUGGUAUAGAAAGCUGCUGCAGUUCAGUGCAGCGGCUCGAUAACUGUGUCGACCCGGAUGAAAUUAGCAAUUACCUAAGCAUAAACAAUAGUCGUAGCAGUAGCUGUUGUGAUAUUCCCGAGGAAACCUCGCCCAUGAUAAACGGUAGACGGAGAAGCAGAAAUGGUGUCGAAGAUGACUUGGAAGCAGGCGUGCAUAAGCAAACGGUUAACCUACAGCGAGAACCGCGACGGCAUGAAUCGGAUUCGUCCGUUUGCUGCGACAUUGAAAUCGAUACAGGUGCUGAAGAGGACGAAGAAGAGGACGAUUCGAUGCUUACGUCGACCAAUUCGGCCGCGACUACCGCUACCAUAACGUCCAAUAAGUCCCAACUGAACGUCCCGGAUGUUCUGACUGGGCUGGACACUAGUGUUAAUAUUGUUGAUAACCCUGUUAGUGAUAGCAACGAAAAUAGUGUUAGUCAUGCGCAUAGUGGUGGCAUAGGUGGAGCGCCGCCGCAUAGUAAAAUAACAACGACGCCUUCGAACCUAAGCAAUUGUAGUGGACUGCCAGCUGUGACCAUGGUGCAGCUCAAGCAGAAGCAGAAUCUCAUCUACUUUCUGCGGGUGAUCUUCAAUCAUUGCAAGAGUUCCGGUAUCGGUGAGCCUAGCGUGUAUCAUGCCUUAGUUGUGAUAUUUUUGGAAUUCUUCGCGUGGGGUCUGCUCACGAUGCCCGUGAUAAAUGUACUGAAUCAGACCUUCCCCGCUCACACAUUCCUGAUGAACGGUCUGGUCAUGGGCAUCAAGGGCAUCCUAUCGUUUCUAAGCGCCCCGCUCAUCGGUGCACUGUCUGAUGUGUGGGGCCGAAAGUUUUUCCUACUGAUAACAGUGUUCUUCACCUGCGCCCCCAUACCGCUGAUGUCAAUCAACUCGUGGUGGUUCUUCGCAAUGAUCUCAAUCAGUGGAGUGUUCGCUGUAACCUUCUCGGUGGUGUUCGCCUACGUGGCCGACGUAACGACCGUGGAGGACCGUUCCCGGGCGUACGGUCUGGUGUCGGCCACAUUUGCUGCUAGCUUGGUCAUUUCACCUGCCCUCGGCGCCUAUCUGAAUGACAAAUAUUCAGAACCUCUUAUAGUAGCUUUAGCGACAGCGAUCGCAGUCCUAGAUGUAUUUUUUAUCCUAGUGGCAGUGCCGGAAAGCUUACCGGAAAAGGUGCGGCCCAGUUCGUGGGGUGCACCGAUUAGUUGGGAACAGGCCGAUCCCUUUGCCGCAUUACGGAAGGUCGGUUUGGACCAGACCAUUCUAAUGCAGUGCGUGACAGUAUUACUAUCCUACUUGCCAGAAGCCGGACAAUAUUCGUGUAUCUUCGUCUACCUAAAGCUGAAGAUGCACUUCAGCUCGGUAGAUGUGUCCAUCUUCAUUGCCGUCGUUGGUAUACUGAGCAUACUGGCGCAGGUUAUUCUAGGUGAUCUAAUGAAGGUACUUGGUGCUAAGCGUACUAUAAUAAUAGGAUUACUAUUUGAAAUGCUACAGCUGCUGUGGUAUGGUUUUGGCAGUCAAACUUGGAUGAUGUGGGCUGCCGGAAUCCUAGCGUCACUUGCGUCAAUUACUUAUCCAGCCAUUAGCGCAUUCGUCUCGAUACACUCAAAUCCAGAUCAACAAGGCGUUGUUCAGGGCAUGGUGACGGGAAUGCGUGGCCUGUGUAAUGGGCUUGGGCCGGCCAUGUUCGGUGUCAUCUUCUACGUUUUCCACGUAGAUCUGAACGAUGAGCACAAUGCAGUGGCCAGUUUGAACUCGGCGGUCGGUGGCAGUGCCAUUGGAGUCGGCAGUGGCAGCGCCCUAGGCAGUUUAGAUGGUAGUAAAUUCGUACGGAACGAAACACUGCACGGUUUGGGUGGCAGUCAUCACAUCAUUGAGGAUGAGUACUCACAACUGAUGCCCGGUCCACCGUUUGUGUUCGGUGCACUGAUGGUGAUCUGUGCAAUUGCCGUGGCAGCAUUUAUCCCGGAAGCGCCCAGCGAUAGCAUCCGGCGACCUUCGGGUGAGAAAAAAAGACUAUCAGUGGACGUGGACUAUGAGUACGAACGGGGUCGCAAGGUAGCUGGGCCACUGUCACCUCUGAUGCAUCAGGAUUCUGCUCAGCUAUAGUUUUUCCUGUAAGAGUCGAGAAUAGUACCUACCAAAUACAGCAAGCAGCAGGCUGAUAAUCAGAGAAACAUCUUUGGAGGAACCACAGAGCAACAAUAGUCUCUUUAUCAUCAGUUCACGACGACACGACGUCCCAUUGGACGCUGCAAAGUAUACCCCAUGUACACAAGUUUUCGUUUAUAUAUAUUUUAGUUGUUUUUAAGUAGUUGAAGAUUGAAAAGUUUUUUACGUGUGGAACAAUAAAAUCACACACGCGCAACUGAUAUCCUUUGAAGAAGUGUAUUUUUUUUACGGCGAAAAACCUCAUUCCCAAUUUGUCCGAAUUUCAAUAACCGUUUGUAUCCGCUUCAAAUUGUUUCCUGGAGCGGAGAUUGUUUGUAUGCUAAUCGAAAAAAAGAAGAAGUUAAAAACGAUUAGAUCGAAGCUUUAAAUUUGAAUCAGAAUUAAUAUAAAAAAGAAGAAAAAAGCAUCUAUUAAGUAAUGAUUAGCAUUUUUUAGUGUUCACGCAAUCGAUUCGUAUGCAUAAUAGUAUUUAGUAGCAAGCAACGAUGAUAUGUGGUAAUAAACAAGGAGGAAGCAUAUAAGGCUUUUUUUCGUUCGUAGGUCAACAAGAAUAAUUAAAACAACAACAACAACAAUGAAGACAAUGCCAUUAGUCUAGUCAGCGAAUUCCUUUUGUUUUUCAAUCUUGUGUUGUAGGUAUGCGGAGAAAGUUAAUUUUGGGCUUAUUUUUUUCUUAACUAAGAGAUGCAAAUUGGACAAAUUAUUGUUUGACGGAAAAGAGUAUACUGGAAUAGAAGAAUGAGAAAUGAGGUGGUUUGAUUUCUAGCAGCGCUUGUGAAGAUAAAAAAGAAAAAGAGGAAAUAACGACGAAUGAAGACUUGUUAUUACUACCUACUACUAACGAAAGAGUGAUAAUAGGAAUGUAAGGAUUUUUUUUUUCGUUUCGUAGGAAAUGGUUUGAUAACAAAUUGAAGCAGGACUGGUCUGGAGAUAGGAAAUGCGUAUAAUAGUUGUUAGAGAUAGGUAAACAAAACAGUUGGAAACUUGUACAAUCCGUUGAUUGGUGUGGAAUGAAAAGUUCUGAUUUUACACAUGCAGAAAGGUUGUACGGACGGUGUGGAUUUCACUUUUUGAUUUUUUUUUACUCAUGAAGACUCUACCUCGAGUUAGCUAGCCUUUGGGGUGUUCAAUCAGAUACUUUUUUUUUUUUUAUUUUAGGAUUUGGGACUGCUUUUUAAAGAUCAUCUUAUUCGGAAAUAUUACGGUCUCUCGUAGAUAAUAACAUCUUGAAGGCACAAUUAGUUAAUGAGUAGCUGAACAAGCAAUGAAAAUCAAACAACUUCCUGAAUGCUGCACCAAUUUUCUCCUUGCUUGUGCCGUGCCUGCAAUAAAUUUCAGCUUUUGUAUCGUCCUCCUUUUCUUGACAUAUGACGUUUAAAAACCUGGAACUUUUGUCUGCUCUUUGCCUAAUUGGUAUUUUUGUUGAUGAUUUCAGCAGGUAAUAAUUGAGAGCUUAGCAUUGCGAAAAUUUCCAUUUCGAAAGGUUACUCGACUUGGUGGAGGUCCUAUUACAUAUUAGAGAUGUGAUUGGCUUUUUUUUGGUCAUACUCCAUUAGUCCGAAGUUUGAGAACCCUUGUUUCAGAAGCAGUAAUGCCCCCAGAACUGGAAUUGUAUUCCUGCGCUAGCACACAGAGCUUGAGUGAUUAAUGUUUGCUCAAAAAUUUAUCAGGCCCAUUUUGUCCCGCGAGCAAACUAUUUUAUUUCAUAUGGUAAAUUUGCAUUGUAGUACCUGACAUGAAAUUCAAUAAUUUCGCUACUUGUUAGCUCAUUAAAAAAUAAAGUUCACCCUCAUGCUCUCUUUAUGUACCGAGCGAAGGUGCUCAAUGAUCACAUUAUCACUUAUUGACAGGUUUCAACAAUGCAAACAAUCAUGGGCAACCCGGAAACAACUCAUCAAGUUCACAUAAAUAGCAAUUAUUUUCGGCUUAUGACAGUGAGCAUUUUCAAUACCCAGAAGCUAAAGACGAGCUGUAAGAAUCUGCUUAUCAAAUUAAUUGGAUUUUAGAUUUAAAUUUCUUCUGAUAGUCCCUUCUGAUGAAGUACUUCUCUGGUAACCAAAAUGUCAGCCAAUUCGCCAUUUGGCUUCAUAGACCUGUUCCACGGCUAACAUAGGACUUGUUAGCUUUAAUAUCAGCCUUAUUCAGCUGAAAGGCGGCUUGUUGGUUAUUUAGAUUAAAAUUUAAAUUGGAACAGAAACAGCUGAAUUGUUUUCAUAAUCCAGUACCUUGCUAAUAAGUAUUUUUUUAAGCUGAAAGAUAGUUUUAUCAAUUUAAAAUUUGCUUGAAUAAGCACCAUCCAGCACCAGGAAGUCUACAGUCAAUUUGAGAAAAAGUUAUGAGUAAAUUUACCGCCCUAAUUUUACUCCCGUUUAUACAUGAUCCCUCAAUACAAACGAAAGACGCAAUAAUCACAGAACGGCGACAGGCAGAUAAGAAAAGUUAGUCCAAAGAUUAAUAACGAUUAGUUAUCUAGCAAAAAGAGAAGGAACUAGUAGAACUAGUGCAUAAUAAACAGAAGAAACAAAACAAUUAACAUAAACAACACAAAGAGAAACAAAAGAUAUCCUCUAUUUGUAUAUCAAAAACAAUAAAAUCAACAAAAACAGCGGUACGCAGGUGCAAAACAAAAACUCUUGCAAGCAAAAAAUGUUCGAUAAGUUCUGUUGGAGAAUUUUUAUUCGAAAUAUACCU